AAACAAUAGAAUUUUGCAAGAUAAUAGAGUAGUUUUGUUUAAAAUGACUAGCGCACUACAAAAAGAGCCUGAGUUCAAGACUCAGGAGCCUGUCAAAGCUCAAGAAUUUGACAUAACGUUUUUAAACGAGCAAGAAGAAAAAGGCAAGCGAAAUAUUUCAGAAAUGGCCCGACUAUCUACACCAAAGCCUAUCAUGCACUUGGGCUCAUCAACCGAGUUUCAACGUCCAUCUCCCGAAUCAAGCAGUGUUCCGAAAAGCAGGCAUUCCCGAUUAAGCAGCGGCGCUGGUCUGUUCAAGCCUUCCACAGGUUUGAACGCUCGACAUAGACCAAUGACGGGUGCGGAACCGCCUGUUAAUAGACCAAUGACAGCUGUCAGAGGUGCCGGGUACACAUCGUCACAUGGUGGAAGGAGGACACCGUUUGAUCCCUUACAUGAGGGAGCUCAAGGACGUAACAACAUCUCAGAGCUAGAGCUGCAAAAGGAUGACUCACCUGAAGAAAGAAUCAGACAACAAGAAUCUAAGAUCAUGCAGCUGAUAGAAGAGGCGUGCAUCGCGCAGGCUAGAGGAGAAAACAAAGUGGCCCUUACGAAGGCUAAAGAGGCUUCAAACAAAGAAAGAAGCCUAAUCCGAAUGCAAGAACAAUCUGGAAUGGGCGAUCAUCACAACAUUGAUCUGACUUACGCGGUACUCUUCACCCUAGCCAACGAAUAUGCUGCUAACGAGCUCUAUUCGGAAGCGCUAAAUACUUAUCAAAUGAUAACGAAAAAUAGAAUGUUUCCUAAUGCGUACAGAUUGAAAGUGAACAUGGGAAAUAUCUAUUUCAAACAAGGGCAGUAUCAAAAAGCUGUAAAGAUGUUCAGGAUGGCUCUGGAUCAAGUGCCCUCUAGUCAGAAAAGUUUGAGGAUAAAAAUUAUGCAUAACAUCGCCCUGGUUUUCAUCCAUACUGGCCAGCUAGAGGAAGCCCUUGGUGGUCUGGAAUACAUAAUGAGCGAAGCGCCUUCCCACAGAGCUGGCCUCCAUUUGGUAGCAUGCUGUAGAGCCACAGAGGAUAGAGAAAGGAUGCGUACUGCUUUCGCGCUGCUUUUGGCGGUACCGCUGGAUGUUGAAGAUGAAGAGAAAUAUAAUUUGGAUCAGGACUCGCCUGAGGAUGCUUUGAUAGCGACAGCAAUCCAAAAUGAUGAUCUACAUCAGUACGAAAUAAAGAGACGACAAGAUGCAGAAUAUUGUAUUUUGACAGCAGCGAAACUCAUUGCUCCAUUCGUUGAAGAUAAUUUUAGUGCAGGUUACGACUGGUGCGUAAACGCCAUCAAAAACUCCGAGUAUGCCAGAUUAGCAGCAAAUCUGGAAAUCAACAAAGCCGUUAUGCACCUGAAAGAGGAUCAGCUGACUGAGGCAAUUCAAGCACUGAAAGCUUACGAAAAGGACUCUAAUAUUGUUGUUAGUGCAGCCGUCAACUUGAGCUUUAUAUACUACUUGCAAGGCGACUACGACAAUGCUCUAAAGUACGCGGAAAUUGUCAAGAAAGUAGACGUGAAAGAUGCUAACGCUUACGUCAACUAUGGAGCCUGUUUGUUGGAAAAAGGGCAACUGGAUGAAGCUGUAUCUGCUUUCGAGAAGGCUUUGGAAUACGAGCCGACUCACUUCGAAGCUAUCUACAAUUUAGGUCUUGCUCUGAAGCGUGCCGGACACUAUGACGAAGCGAUGGACUGCUACCAACGCUUCUCUGGUUCGCUAGCCCUUCUGCCUGCGGUGGCUUACCAAACGGCCGAUACUCUGGCCCUUCUUGGAGAUGGAGAUGCAGCUGUGGACGCCUUUCAUCGUUUGUUGGGUCUGACAUCGUCAGACGCGGCAGCGCUGAAGAAACUUGGGGAAUUGUGUGACAGAUUGGGAGAUAGGAGACAGGCGCACCAUUGGCACUCAGAGUCUUUUAGGUUCUACCCCGCCGAUCUAUCGGUGAUUGAUUGGCUUGGAUCGUACUACAUCGAGAUGCAGGUGGUGGAAAAGGCUUUAGUGUAUUUCGAAAAAGCUGCAAUAAUGCAGCCUAAUGAGCCAAGAUGGAACAUGAUGGUAGCUGCAUGCCACAGACGCAGCGGAAACAUGCAUAAAGCGUUAACACUCUAUCAGGAGAUUCACAAACAGUUUCCUGAAAACGUGGAAUGUUUGAAGUUCCUUGUUAGGCUGUGUACCGAUUUAGGCAUGAGAGAAGCGCAGGAUUAUAUUGCCGAGCUCAAGAGGCUGGAAAAAGCUAACGAAAUAAGAGAAAGAGUGGGGAGCAGUAGACCAGGUUCACGUAAGAGCAACAGUGGCUUAUCAUCUAGAGCUGGAUCAGGUUUUACACCGGUUCCAGAAAAUGUGGUGAUGUCCAGUCCUCGAAAUUCGGCGAAUAGGAACUUGAGAUCCAGACUCAUUCAAUCUCAUAACAGUGCCAGCAGUAACGAAUCACUAUACGGACAACAGACAGCUGAUGCAAGUUAUUCUGAUCCACUCGGACCACAACCUGUAAGACCAAGAACCGGCGCCGGCAGACCGUUAGAUUUUGAUGAUUUCGCAAACGAAGAGUUAGGUGAUGAUCUGUUGCCAGAAUAAACCUCUCUAAGACGAGUGCACAAUGAAUAAUAUAAGUUCGACAAAAUAUUUAUCUAGAGUUACAUUACAAUGAAAGAAGCUAUAAUAAAAUAUGAAUAUUUU
This is a messenger RNA of Acanthoscelides obtectus, 2692 nucleotides long. Lineage: Eukaryota; Metazoa; Arthropoda; Insecta; Coleoptera; Chrysomelidae. The record is from the annotation of a GenBank genome assembly.